Babesia bovis T2Bo is the source of this 525-nucleotide messenger RNA. Its product is annotated as putative integral membrane protein. Lineage: Eukaryota; Apicomplexa; Aconoidasida; Piroplasmida; Babesiidae. The transcript has a single exon. The coding region runs from base 21 to 497 and encodes 158 amino acids. The record is from RefSeq and is a predicted model, not a curated record.
CCAUCCCUACCAUAGUAACCAUGUUGGUCUACCCAGUCCUAGUGGUAGCCCUGGGUGCCCUAUGGCCACUGGACUGGACACCUACUAGACUGGAUUCACUGAGCCAAGUGACUGGCCACUACCACGGUGCUGCAUGGGCCAUGGCAGAGAAGGUGACUCAAGGAGAUGAUACCGAGGAAGUAGUGGUAGUGGAAGGUACUACUAGUGAUGAAGUGGCAAAGAACCAGGAGAGUCCAAAGGGGUGGAAACAGAAACUAAAAGAAUGGGCUAUAGAAUACGCUAUACUGAACAAGGAUGGUAAUUUUGAAUGGAAUGCGUAUGUAAUAAUAUUCUUGCUGCUGUUCAUAAUGGCAACGACGUUAGGGUUGCCAGCGGUGGUCGUCGUAAUAAUACUAUAUUUCAUUGGAUGCCUGUUCGAGAAGUUAUUUAACCCUAAAUCUUGGUCAGGGUGGUGUGGAGGUGCUACAAAGAAUAUGAACGGGACAAAGCUGGAUUAAUGAACAGCAUUUAGGGUGUAUUGUUAAA